Eurytemora carolleeae is the source of this 2000-nucleotide messenger RNA. RefSeq names its product glycine-rich cell wall structural protein. Lineage: Eukaryota; Metazoa; Arthropoda; Copepoda; Calanoida; Temoridae. The transcript has 3 exons. Bases 1512 to 1850 code for a protein of 112 amino acids. The record is from RefSeq and is a predicted model, not a curated record.
AAACUUAAAUAUAAAAGUUGUCUUCAUUGAUAUAAACGCUGCAUGAUAAAUAUUUUGAAGUGACACAAUAAGGAAGUUCGUGCAUUAACUUUGUAAGCAUGUUACAUUGCACAAAUUCAUGAAAAUAAUCUUGUAUAAAUCUGAUAAAUUAAAAAUAAGAGCCUCUGAAAUAUAAAGUUUGUAUAGUUCAUAGUUGUAAACUUGCUGCAAGUAACGUAAAACUACCUACAAGAUACUACAGGGUUAUCCACAAAGGAUGAGACUGUAAAGACGACCCAAAACUCUAAACAAAUGACGAUUUAAAGCUUGAUUUUUGGUUUCUGCAUUCAAUUUUGUAUUUUGAUGGUGUAUGUUUGUUGACAGAUAACAGCGACACGACAGAUGAACUGGUUUAUUUAAGGCCCGUCUGAACUCCGGGUAGGUAACUAAAUACAGUCCGGAUAAUUCCUUGGUCGAUCGGCCACAAACACACACCACAGAGUAACCCCGUCACAAGAAAUCGAUAACAAAAACCUGAAUUCCCAAAAAAAUAACAUAAAUUAUAGGUCAUGGUUACUUGUACAAUGUUAUAAUAAAUGUUAAUAAUAGAAAAAAUCUUACGAUUUAUUUUUCCAUGGUUCGGGGAAACUUAUUGUUGGUCAGUAUUGAAAUUCUAUUUUUAAACUUCUGAAAAAAUUACAGCUGAAUAUUUUACGAAAUUCACUAAUGCUUCAUAUGAAAAUAUUUUGUUUAACUUUAAUGAUUUCACAAUAACAAAAAUGGUUGAAGUUCCGUGGGACAAAGAACAAAGAGUAUGCGGGCUGAAAUAAUUUGGUUUGGCCUGUCUCCGAGAGGAAAUUUUACGUUGAAGACGACAUUAUCCAGAGGUCUUAAAGUUAAUGGUUAACAAUGUUAUGAUUAAGUACAGGUUUGGCCAACAAGGAAUCCUGAAUGCACCAAAAAAUGGACAAUCGUCUCUGAAGUCUCAUCUUUUGUGGGUAAUCCUGUGUGUCGGAAUAUUUCAGUCAUAUUUUAAUCUCUCAUUUAAAAUACAUAUGACGUAAUAGACCUUAUAUAAUUCACUUUUAAAAAAAUCAACAUAAAAGGGGUGAAAAUUGGUUCUACAGUUAAGACACGUACUUCAAUGUAAUGAAGACGACUUUUCUAUUUGAGCUUCUCAUGCUUUUCAAGUUCAUGUGUAUCCAUGCUGUCUUAAAUCUAAAGUCGUCCUCAUUGUAUUGAUACAUACAACAACGACUGAAGACCUCUAGUUCACCGUGAAGCGUAGAGUGAAUUGUAUAAAUGAGUUUAAAUGCCUCUAAAGUAAAGCUUUAUUUAGAUAGAACAUUUGUUGUAAAUGAAAGCGCUGAAUAAUAGCAAAUGGAAGGUCACAAUUCUUCAGAAUUUAGGAUAAAAAGUUUUUUGAUUACAUUUACUUGAAUAUAUUAACUUGGGGUUAUAUCUGAAUAUAAUUAGUAUUUAAACAGCUUAAACCAAAUGUAGUUCUUAGUUCUCAGAGAUACAAAGUAGAUAUGGGUUAUCUUGUUGUUUCCAUUUCUUUCUGUCUUCUAACCAGCCAGAUGAAUGCUGCUCCAGCUCCGGCUCCAGUUCCGGCUCCAGCUCCAGCUCCCUUAUUUAGAAGUCUGCUGGGUGGUUUGUUGGGACCUGGGGGAGAUGAAGAGGACCCAGAAUAUGACAAUUAUGAUGAGGAGGGAUAUGGGCAUCAUGGAGGAUAUGGGGGAUACGGACAACAUGGGGGAUACGGGGGAUAUAGGCAACAUGGAGGACAUGGGGGGUAUGGGCAACAUGGAGUACAUGGGGGUUAUGGGGGACAUGGAGGACAGGUGCAAUAUGAUGAAUAUGAUUACUGAUAACUUAAUAUCGGAGAGAAAGGAUUAUUUUUAUUUAUUUAUCAUCUGUAAAAUUGUAUUAUCAGUGUUAAUAAAAAUCAAUAAAGUGUUUUCUAUUACAUGAUGUUGCUUAAAUAGUUGUGUGUAUGAGUCAUAUAUUCCCUUGUCAUA